Molecule: messenger RNA, 705 nt
Organism: Paramuricea clavata
Lineage: Eukaryota; Metazoa; Cnidaria; Anthozoa; Malacalcyonacea; Plexauridae
Source: the annotation of a GenBank genome assembly
AUGGUCUGGUCUGAGCAAAGAGAUGUGACCUUUUUAAGGGAGGUUGCAGCAGAGGGGCUGUUCGCCAAGAAGGAGAAGUCGAGAGAGAGAGGGUCUGGGUGGCAAACCGUUGCCAAUAAUUUAAACCCAAUUUUUGACACGGAGUUGACACCCAGGUCUGUGAAGGACCACUACAACAGCUUAUCAAAGAAGCACAGAGCAAGGUUGGCAAGAGAGAUGCGAGCGACAGGAGAAGGGGGAGAUGAAUUAACAGAAAGAGAAGAAUUGCUGGAAGAACUGAUGCAAAUAGAAGAGGAAACAGACUUACAUAUGGAGGAAGAGAAUAUAGCAAGGAAGGAAGUGAUUGAAAUGGAGAAAGCGAAAGGAACGGAAAUGCGAGAACGGGCAAUGGAGUGUUUGGGGGAGUCGAGAAAGAGGUUGGCCGAGCAAUUGGGGAAGGAGAAAGAGGCAAAGAAAACCAGGAAAACGUCGGGAGAGGUAUUUGAGUGGUUAGGCAAGAGGAUGGAACUGGAAACAGAAAAUAAGGAAAAAGAGCGAAUGGAAAGAAAAGAGGAAAGAGAAUUUCAACGUGAGCAAGUACAGCAGCAGCAGGAUCAGCAACAGCAGCAGUUUGCAAUGCUACAGCAUCAGAUGGUGGCUUUGAUGCAACAACAGCAUCAGCAAACACAAUUAAUGUUUGAACUUAUUCGGAAAAACCAAGAAUAA